AUGACUCCGGAUUAUAACAUAAAGAAGCUGGACCUUGAUCUUCAAGUUCCGGAUGAAAUAGAUUUGUCUGGUUUACGAGGUAUUGGCAAAAAAGAAAAUGAAGUACUUCUGCCCGAUGAUGCCUCAACGACACCAACUCCUACUCUGCCUGAUUAUGACAGGAAUAUAGUUGAACAGUUAGAAGCUAUGGGUUUUACAAGGAAUGCUUCGAUAAAGGCUGCGAUAGAAACUGGAAAAAGCGGGGGUGUAGAAGCCGCCGCUGAAUGGGUAAUGCUCCGUUUGGAUGAUCCUUCACUGAAUGACCCUCCAGCCACUAGUUCCAAUCCUGGUGCCGGUGCUCCAGCACAUAUGGAGGGAUUAGAUGAACUUAUUGCAUUUGGUUUCACAGCUCAUCAAGCACGAUAUGCUCUCAACCGUAAUCCGGAUGCGAACGCUGCCGCAGAGUGGUUGUUUGUUCAUUCGGAGGAGGUACCACCUGAAUGUGCGACUUCUGCGUCUCGUGAAUUCAGCGAUGGGAGUGGAAAGUAUCGCCUCGUAGCUUUUAUUAGUCAUAUGGGAAGCAGUCCCCAUUCUGGACAUUAUGUGGUGCAUGUGAAGAAAGAUGACAGAUGGAUACUCUUCAACGACGAGAAAGUGGCCAUCUCACAAAAUCCACCUCGUCAACUUGCUUACCUUUAUCUAUUUCAAAGGUAUGAGUGA
Molecule: messenger RNA, 699 nt
Organism: Strongylus vulgaris
Lineage: Eukaryota; Metazoa; Nematoda; Chromadorea; Rhabditida; Strongylidae
Source: the annotation of a GenBank genome assembly